AUGGCUGUCGGGACCGAAAAGAAGACAGCGAUGCAGCUUGGCGAUGCCAUUGUGGUGUUUGCGCUGCAGGGCGAAUUUCCCGACGAGGGCGUGUCGUCCCUCUCGCUUGCCGAAGGCGACCUAUCCCCAGCCAUUGAGGCUUUGGCGAGGGCCAAGAGCCAACUCGAGUCUGAGAUACACACCAUCAACGAGGAAACAAAAGGCGACGUAAGCUCGUGGGUCCGAAACGCGAAGACGCUGCAGGAAGACAUUCUCCGGUCAAAACGACUAGCAGAUGACAUUGUCCGACAAUCAGAGGCUCCCGACGUUUCUGGCAAGACGAUACAGGAUGCAGUCGACCAUGUCGAUUUUUUGCGGAGGGAGGUCCAAUACAGCCAGCAGCUGCACGAGGCGUUGACGGGCAUUCGAUACGUCAAUGACCUGCUGGCCGAAUCCUGGACCGAGCUUGACAAUGUGCCUGUCAACAAGAAGAGCUGCAGAGUGAUGCGCCUUCUCGAUGUGCGCGCAUUUGAGCUCAAGUCUGCUGUACACAAAGUGUUCGACCAUGUCUGGAACACAUUGGUGCAUGUUGACAGCGAGACAAAGCGAUUGUCCAUUUACAGCCAACGAGAGACUGAGCAGAUGACGCUGAGUGAGGCCGUCGUUGGUCUGGAAGCCUACAAGGAGGUUGAUGACCGAAUGUCCCAGCUUUGGCAGGACAUCGACCGGGCGAUCGUCUCGCCUCGAAUGGAUGUUAGGGCACCGCAGCUGUUGGCAAUUCAGGCAAGCGAGAACGUCCUCGAAGCGCAAGGCGAGGCUGGACGAACGAUUGAUGAUCUUUUUGCCGAUCUUCAAAAAGUCGUCGAAUUCCUAGCCAAACGAUUGCCACCAGACCUGUUGAUUUAUCUAAGUCCUAUUAUGAUGAGCGAUGUCGUCCCACGGCUGGUUAGCACGUGGCUGGACGCGGCAGUUCCCUCUUCAUUGCGGGAUAUUGGGCAAUUCCAGGCCGUCAUCAGAUCCGCGAGCGCGUUCUGCUCCGCGCUGGAGCAGAACGGGUUUUCAGGCUUUACAGAACUCAAGGAAUGGGUUGGCAAUGCUCCAUCGAUCUGGCUUGCUAAAUGCAGGGAAACGGCUUUGGACGCUGUUGAAAAGGUGGAGAAGCAAAUGGUAUCACGGUCGGAGGGCAAGGAGCUCGCGGCCAAUGGAGUUGCUGCGCAAGCCGACGACGACGACUGGGGCGCAGCGUGGGGUGAGGAAGAUGCUGGCCAGCCCGAACCCGAGCCCGAGCCCGAGUCCCACGGGUCAUUGGAGCAGUCCGAGGCCAAGCAUGACGCCCCGCCGGAAGACGACGGCGCGGACGUAUGGGGAUGGGACGACGAUGACCAGACAGCAGGUGCCGGGGGCGACGGCGAGGAAGCGAAGAAGGGCCAGGAAGAUGACGAUGACACAGCAGCAGCAUGGGGUUGGGGAGACGAUGAUGGCGAUGCAGCAGUUGCAUCAACAUUCGUGCCGGCGCCAGCGCCAGUGCCGGCACGAGCACCAGCAGCCGCCAAGCGGGCCAAAUCGACCUCGACGGCCGAAGAAAGUCGGGAAAUGGUGCUUAAGGAGACGUACCACAUCUCGUCCAUGCCGGACCCUCACCGGGGCUUUUCAGUCAAGCCGACACUGGCGCUGGCGAUGUUCCGGGCCGUUUCGCCACACUACUACGCCAUGGAAUUGGGCGGCAACAUGCUGCUGUACAACGACGCCAUGUAUCUGGCGGAGAGGUUAAGUGAGGUGGGCGAGAGGUGGAAGGCACGGGACGAUGUAACGCCGCGGGCACGCAACAUGCUGCGGAUCGACAACGACGUCAAGGGCCUGCAGGGGUUCGCGAACAGGGCGUACACGGGGGAGCUCAGCACGCAGAAGACGGUGCUCGGCGACCUCGUGGGCGGCGAGCAGAGCCUCAUGCAGCAGGACGAGAUGGACAGCUGCAUCGACUCGGCCAUGGCGCGGGUGCGGUCGAUGGCGGUGACGUGGGAGUCGAUCCUCGCGCGGUCGGUGUGGUACCAGGCGGUGGGCGCGCUCGUCGACAGGCUGGCGACCAAGAUUAUAUCGGACGUCAUGGACAUGGCGUCGGUGGGCCAGGACGAGGCGUACAAGAUUGCCCAGCUCAUUGCCAAGGUGACGGAGCUCGACGACCUCUUCCUGCCGUCGCGGUCAUCGUCGUCGGCGGCGACGGCGGGGGGCCGCGAGCCGACGGCGGCGGAUGCGGAGGAGAUUCCAGCGACGGCGCAGUAUGCGUCUUCGUGGCUGCGGCUGAAGUACCUCAGCGAGGUGCUGCAGUCGAACCUCAACGAGGUCAAGUAUCUGUGGUGCGACAGCGAGCUGAGCCUGUACUUUUCGGCGGACGAGGUGGUGGAUCUCAUCGAGGCCAGUUUCGAAGCGAACGCGCGAACGAAGGAGACGAUCCGGGAGAUUCGGGAGCGGCCUCAGCCAGUGCUGGCCUGA
Verticillium alfalfae VaMs.102 is the source of this 2469-nucleotide messenger RNA. RefSeq lists its product as hypothetical. The transcript has 8 exons. Gene Ontology annotation, biological process: mitotic spindle assembly checkpoint signaling; endoplasmic reticulum to Golgi vesicle-mediated transport. The record is from RefSeq and is a predicted model, not a curated record. The coding region runs from base 1 to 2469 and encodes 822 amino acids. Gene Ontology annotation, cellular component: RZZ complex. NCBI's taxonomy places the organism in Eukaryota, Fungi, Ascomycota, Sordariomycetes, Glomerellales, Plectosphaerellaceae.